CAGAGAUGAGCCCCACCAUGGUGGUAUCAUCUGCAAACUUAAUGAUUGCUUUUUCUGGGUGGGAACUAACACAGUCAUGUGUGUACAGAGUGCAUAGUAGGGGACUCAGCCUUGUGGUGUAAGGCUGAGGAAAGAUGAGGCCCCACUCUAACUCUCUCUAAUUACUGAAUUUAGUACUGUAAUGUGUUACAUUACUGCAUUAGUGCAAAAUGCAAUGCAAUUGCAGUAACGUGUUACUUUGUAAGGCAUUACACCCAACACUGGCAGCAAGAUACGCCAAGAGCGAGGAGAAGAGAACUUGCUGGCAUUCACGUAUGGUAAAGCCAAAUUUUGAUUCGUGCCUGCACCUUUAGACUCAAGAUAUGAAGAUUCAUACCAAUGUUUUACUAUCUAAGAAGGUCUUCCCUUUACCAAGAAACAAAAAUGCAAAGGAAAGAGACAUCUAAAUAAAAUGACAUCCUCUUUUUUGUCACUUCAAGCUUCUCCUGAGGGGGGAGCUUUAACACACAGAAAUGUGCAGGAACAUGAUUAUUUGUUCCCAGUAUUGUCACAGGUACUUAUUCUCAGAAGAUUACACAUACAACCCUUGCUCUCCAACAAGCCAACUAAACAGCUGGUUAUAAACGUCCAGCAAAUGUUAGGCUUGAGUGUCCCAAAAUUUACACUUUCCCUUUGAAAACAAUAACGGCCUAUGAGUAUAAAUAAUAGUGGGGCAUACAUUAAGGCAGGCUUUAUCAAAUGAGCACAGGCUUUCAAAAUUCUAAAAACAACACACUGACCAGUUGUAAGUAAAAGAAAGAAAUCAAAUCUAAUAGAGACUAAAAGUGUCACGCCUCAGCAGCUAGAAACAAGAAAGAUUUAAGUAGAGGCUCAGAGUGAAGUGAACAGAAAACAUUACUUCACAUUAACACAGAAAGGGAGGCAACAGCUAAAACUAAGGACAAGGAUAGAAUGCAUGAAUAGGAGCUAAAAGCUAUGAACAUGAACUAUUGUAGAAAAAUGCUACGAACAUGGACUAUAGUUGUGGCGAGCGUGGUCUGCAAUCACACAUCACCGGCACAAAACAAUGAACUGGGUCCAAAGUUAGCCUUGUUGUUCCAUACGUGUGGCUGGCAGCAGAGAAGCUGCAGCCGAGGUGUGUUGUGACAGUAACUGUGCAAUAAAAGUGGUUAAAAAUGCUGAAAAACAUAAGCGUGUCAUUGGGUCUGCUGUGGUAUUACUACAGUGGUGCUGAAACCCAGGAGGGGGGCGCAGCAGACCCAGAACCGGGCCAACAAGUGGAGGAGCUGGCCCAAAUGGCGACCACGCUGCCAGCAGGAAGAACUCCAGGACUGGAUCGUGUGCGGGAUGCAAGUGAUUGGAAAUCUGGCUGCUCUGAUUCGGUCCUGGCCGACACUUCCCCCACGGGUGGGCCGGCCAGGAUGCAGCCUGCCACUGCACCCAUCCCCACUCCUGAGGUGGGAGCAGCUGGUCUCUGGCAGGGGCCUGCACCAAUCCCGGCUCUACGGAACAAACAGAGUGUACUCCACCGAACCAGCAGGAGGUGGGGGUCAAGGAGGCACGCGAGGGGCCUCACCAGCCGGAGACGGAGGUCAAGGAGCGCGAGUCACCUCGACAGCCAGAGGUGGAAGACGAGGCGCGCGAAGGACCUCACCUGCCGGAGGCAGAGGUCAAGGCACGCCAUCGGUCCUGCGAAGCCGGAGGGCUUGGUGCCCAGACUGGCCUCACCUCCACCAGAGGCUGUUUGGUCCUGUGCCUGCUAUGCCACAGCUGCUUGUCACGCGGGCGUCCCCCCGGACCCACUUCAUCACUGGCACCACUGGAUCCCCAGCCGGCCACCUGAACUCACGCCUCCCUGUCAAUUUUCUCUCCCGGGGGGUGUGGGGGUAGGUUUGGCAAGAUGGGUCCCGGCCUCAGUUCGGCGAUGGGGGUAUGUGACGGGGCUGGUCUGCGGUUCCACUGCAGGGGAUGCGGACAAACCUGAGCGGCAAACACAAUCAUGCAUCUCCGGCAUAAAACAAAGAACUGGGUCCUGAGUUAAUGUUGUUGUUCCAUACACGUGGCUGGCAGGAGGGAAACUGAGGUGUGUUAUGACAGCAACCAUGCAAUAAAAGCGGUUAAAGAUCCUGAGAAGCAUAAGUGUGUCAUCGAAUCUGU
Oreochromis niloticus (Nile tilapia) is the source of this 2157-nucleotide messenger RNA. RefSeq lists its product as uncharacterized. Lineage: Eukaryota; Metazoa; Chordata; Actinopteri; Cichliformes; Cichlidae. The coding region runs from base 1176 to 2036 and encodes 286 amino acids. The record is from RefSeq and is a predicted model, not a curated record. The transcript is spliced from 2 exons.